Molecule: messenger RNA, 3215 nt
Organism: Lutra lutra (Eurasian river otter)
Lineage: Eukaryota; Metazoa; Chordata; Mammalia; Carnivora; Mustelidae
Gene: TIMP4
Product: TIMP metallopeptidase inhibitor 4
Exons: 5
Coding region: 51-725 (224 amino acids)
Biological process (GO): negative regulation of endopeptidase activity; negative regulation of membrane protein ectodomain proteolysis
Cellular component (GO): extracellular matrix
Molecular function (GO): metalloendopeptidase inhibitor activity; protease binding
Source: RefSeq, a predicted model, not a curated record
GCCGGUUUGGUCAGACAGUCCCCACAGGCACAGUCAGGGCUUUGCGUGUCAUGCCCUGGAGCCCCCGGACCGCGCCAAGCUGGGCGCUGUUGCUGCGGCUGCUGGCACUGCUGCGGCCACCGGGUAUGGUUGAGGCAUGCAGCUGUGCCCCUGCACACCCCCAGCAGCACGUCUGCCACUCGGCGCUUGCCAUUCGGGCCAAAAUCUCCAGUGAGAAGGUAGUUCCUGCUAGCACAGACCCUGCUGACACUCAAAAAAUGAUCCGGUAUGAAAUCAAACAGAUAAAGAUGUUUAAAGGGUUUGAGAAACUCAAGGAUGUUCAGUAUAUCUAUACACCUUUUGAUUCCUCCCUCUGUGGUGUGAAACUAGAAGCUAACAGUCAGAAGCAAUAUCUUUUGACUGGUCAGGUCCUCAGUGAUGGAAAAGUCUUCAUCCAUCUGUGCAACUACAUCGAACCUUGGGAGAACCUGUCCUUUUUGCAGAGAGAGAGUCUGAAUCACCACUACCAUCUGAACUGUGGCUGCCAAAUUACCACCUGCUAUACAGUGCCCUGUACCAUCUCAGCUCCCAACGAGUGCCUCUGGACAGACUGGCUGUUGGAACGGAAGCUCUAUGGGUACCAGGCCCAGCAUUAUGUCUGCAUGAAGCAUGCUGAUGGCACCUGCAGCUGGUACCAGGGCCGCCUGCCCCUCAGGAAGGAGUUUGUUGACAUCAUACAGCCCUAAUAGGGGCCAGUGACCAUCACACUCCUUCAAGCAUCCUGAAGCCCAAGCCAUUUCUCCUUCCCUGUGGAGCUCUGGCUAUCACCAUCCACCUCAUCACUGCCAGCCAAUGGAAAGUACCAAGUGGAUGGUCUGGCUAGUGUUAGGAUAGGGAUGGGGCAUGUUACAGCUUGGAUCCAAAUGCCAGCCCGGCACCUGUCAAGGGCCACAGAAAAUAACAUCACUUUUCUAGCCAGCCUUCAGCCCAUCUCCCCUGUGUCCCAAACCCUUUUAGGCUAGCUAGUAACAGAAACCUGUUACUGAAAGUUUUGAUUUUGGCUUAGUUUGUUUUUGAAAGCCAGAACUGUUCCCUUUUCUCCCCAGGAGAAAGCCAGAACUAUUCCCUUAACUGAUCUGAUAGGGGAGAAAUGGUGAUUAUUAUACAUAGGAGAUAAUGUAGCACUGUGAUGUACAAUAACAGAAGGUGGGCUGACAGAAUCAGACACAAGCUGAUUCGGAGGAAUGAAAUGAACAACCCACUAUGGCUGUAUGUCCUUUACUCAUGUCCCUAUGCAUCCUAAUCCUCUCAUAUACUUUUUUCUGUUUGGGGAGACACUUGGGGGAAUACAGUCACUCACUGUGAGACCUGCAAUGGCUUAACCUCAUUCUACAUGCUAUAAUCUCCUCUAUACCAUUCCUAGCAGAGAAUCUGGUCCAGUUAACAUACCUCUUUGGAUAAGAAUAGACUUAGGUAUUAUCUCUCCAGGUCAACUAUCUUUAAUGUCCUCAACUGAUGUCCAUAAAGCUUCUCCUCGAUUUCUUUAAGAAAGUCCUUCUCUACUAGAUUACUAAGGUCUUUAUUCCUAAUUCAGAUUUUUUUUUUUAAGCCAAAAAAGCCUUUCUCUUGUAGAGAUGAAAUUCCCCUUUAGCUUUUGACACCUCAGAGAGAUCUUAGGAGGAACUUUCUCAAGGGUCAAUUUCAGGACAGAGGACAUGAGAGAAAUAACACAAAGACACUUGGGGGAAAAAGAUGGUAGGUGGGGAACAUAUUUUGCAACUGUUACAACUGUUCUCACUGGUCAGCCCUGCUAGACUUUAUGGCAUGAAAAAAGCCAGCUUUGCCCCCUGUCUGCCCUAAAGUUCACUGCCCUCCACCACUGUGUAUUAGAGUCCCUAAGAACUCUAAGCACAGACCCCUUAGGGUUCCUUAGAUUCUGCAAGGCUUCCUGGCUUGCCCUGAAAGAGAAAGAUCUUAUGUUCAUCUCAAGGGUUUAUGAAGGAUGAGGGCUUAAAGUUUCAGAGCCUCUCCCUGGCAAAGAUGAAUAAGGUAGUUCUUUUCAAGGCUCAAGUUUACUAUUCAUCUUUUGUGUGUGGUUUGCUAAUAAGCAGGGUCAUGACCAAUAUGCCAAAUGAAGGUUCUUGAUUCACAGAAAUGGUUCCAAUGGAGAUCCUUUUUGGAGUAGGGCUCUCUGUCCCACAUUACAACACUGGAAUGCUAUGGAAGAAAGUCUCCAUUGGUGGGUUAAACAGGAUCACCAACUGACCAUGCAGGCCCGGGGCAGAGAAUGUAGGGACAGACAGGAAGAAGGGAGUUGAGCUAGAGGUGGUCAUAAAGAAAAAACAUUAGUUGUAGCCUCCUCACCACCAACCAUGCCAUCUCUCUGUUCCUUCUGACAUCCUAACAUGGCCUCAGAGAAGGCAUAGUGUUAACCCAGUCUUAUCGCAAUCUUGAGGAAGCCAGAGGAAUGGAAGGGGCUGGUGAAUAAUUAUAGGAACAACAUCUUACAUCUGAGUUGUGCUUCACACUUUUCCAGAAGGCUAUCACCUAAUCUCACUUACGUUUUAUAAGUACCAUAUUAGAUAUCCUGGCCAGGAAUAAUUAUGCCAUUGAACUUUCCUAUUGAGAAACUCACACACAAGGAAUAUAAUUAGUCCAGUGAUAUGUGGCAGGGCCAGGGCUAGAACCCAAAACAGUAGGAUCUUCUGAUUGUUGAUACACAGAUUUAUUAGUUUCUCAACUUGAUAAAAUGCCCAUAUUUCUACUCUUAGCUAUUUGGUCUCCAGACUUUGGAAACAAGGGGUUAUCGACUAAAAUUCAGCUGCUCUAGCCCCACAGUUCAAUCCCAAAAGAAUGUCUGGGGUUGAAAUGCUGAGGCCCUCUUUAGGGCCCCACAAUCCCCAUGUGGCUCAGAAUGUAAACAGCAGAGGAACUAAAGUCCCCACUCCAUCACCUACCAUCUCUUUAUGGUUGGGGUAGUAUGUCUGCUCAAUGAGUGGGAACUUUUCUCCUCCCAAUGUCUUGUAGAUGGCCACCAGCUGGGCAAACUGCAAAAGAGAAGCAAAUGAUUCAGUUUAUCUAGACACUGCUUUAGACAAACAUCAAUCUAUCAAACAAAUAUUUACUGAGCAUUUGCUCUGUUGGGGACUUUGAACAAAACACUGAGAAUAUAAAAGGUGUACAAUUCUUGUUUUUAAAGAACAUAUGCACUGGGUGUGGUACAUAAACAAUGAAUU